This is a messenger RNA of Capsicum annuum, 1155 nucleotides long. RefSeq names its product probable ferric reduction oxidase 1. Gene Ontology annotation, molecular function: oxidoreductase activity. Bases 1 to 1155 code for a protein of 384 amino acids. Lineage: Eukaryota; Viridiplantae; Streptophyta; Magnoliopsida; Solanales; Solanaceae. The transcript is spliced from 6 exons. The record is from RefSeq and is a predicted model, not a curated record. Gene Ontology annotation, cellular component: plasma membrane.
AUGGAACAAUAUGUGACAACAAUCCAAACAGAUUGUUCAGAUAUUCUAAUCUACACAUUUCCAGUUCUGUUCAUCGCUACUUUGGGAUGUAUUUUCCUUCAUUUAGUCAAGUAUGCUAAUGCACAUGAUGAAAGAGGAACCUCAAAAGGUACUCGUUUCGCCUCAUGGAGUCGACCAGCAAUCACAAAAGGUCCUCUAGGCAUUGUUUCAUGGACAGAAUUGUGUUUCUUAUUCAUGUUCGCUGCCCUUCUUAUUUGGACAAUUUCAUCUUACACACAUGGCCUAUUCAAGAGAAUAACCAGACAAUCUGCAGCAAUGAUGGGAGUAGAAAUAUGGCAAGCUAAAUUAGAAAGACUGGCUCUCAUACUAGGCCUUGUAGGAAACAUCUGUCUAGCCUUUCUCUUCUUUCCAGUAACCCGAGGAUCAUCCAUUUUGCGACUCUUCGGACUCACAUCAGAGUCAAGUGUCAAGUAUCAUAUUUGGCUGGGUCAUGCUGUCAUGGCCCUCUUCACUGCUCAUGGCUUAUGUUUCAUAUUCUUCUGGGCUAAUACUCAUCAGCUUUCAAAAAUGUUGCAGUGGCACAAAGUUGGAGUUUCCAAUGUGGCUGGAGAAGUAGCCUUGCUUGCAGGAAUAGCUAUGUGGUUUACAAGUUUCUCACGAAUCAGGAGAAAGUUGUUCGAGCUUUUCUUCUAUACACAUCAUCUCUACAUUAUCUUCGUAGUGUUCGUCGUAUUCCAUGUUGGAUUUACCUACUCCUGCAUAUUUCUUCCUGGAUUUUACCUCUUCUUGAUUGACCGUUAUUUGAGGUUCUUACAAUCUCAACAACGCGUGUGCUUGGUUUCUGCACGUAUUUUACCUUGCCAAGCUGUGGAGUUAAACUUCUCUAAAUGUCCAGGACUAAGGUACAAUCCAACGAGUUCAGUUUUCAUAAAUGUUCCUAGUAUAUCAAAGCUGCAGUGGCAUCCAUUUACAGUGACUUCCAACAGUAACAUGGAAGCUGAGAAACUCAGCAUUGUCAUAAAAAAUGAAGGGAAAUGGUCUCAGAAACUGAUUGAGAAGCUCUCAUCAACUACAGCAGAACACCAUUUUCAAGUUUCUCUUGAGGGGCCUUAUGGACCGACUUCAACCCAAUUUUUGAGGUAUCAAACGAGUUGA